Molecule: messenger RNA, 1133 nt
Organism: Apus apus (common swift)
Lineage: Eukaryota; Metazoa; Chordata; Aves; Apodiformes; Apodidae
Gene: NENF
Product: neudesin neurotrophic factor
Exons: 4
Coding region: 14-517 (167 amino acids)
Cellular component (GO): membrane; endomembrane system
Source: RefSeq, a predicted model, not a curated record
GGUGCGGGGCGGCAUGGCGGGCGCUGCGGGGCGGCUGCUGCGGCUGGUGCUGGUGCUGCGGCUGCUGGCGGCCCUGCCGGCCGGGGCCGAGCGGGAGCUGCGCUUCAGGCCGCCGGCCGAGGCCCCCGUCCGGCUCUUCACCGAGCCCGAGCUGGCCAGAUACGCCGGGCAGCAGGAAGGACAGCCCAUUUACCUGGCAGUGAAGGGAGUAGUAUUUGAUGUCACUUCUGGAAAAGAAUUUUAUGGAAAAGGAGCCCCAUACAAUGCUUUGGUUGGAAAAGACUCAACAAGGGGAGUUGCAAAGAUGUCUCUGGAUCCAGCAGAUCUUACACAUGACAUAACAGGACUCACAGAAGAGGAACUGAAGUCCCUGGAUGAUAUCUUCAAUAAUGUUUAUAAGGCCAAAUAUCCAAUUGUUGGCUAUACUACUAGACGAAUUCUGAAUGAGGAUGGCAGCCCCAAUCUAGACUUUAAACCUGAAGAUCAGCUGCAUUUCAACAUUAAAGAUGAGUUUUAAGGAACAUUUUUGCCCCUAGAGAAUGCCUGGGGAGAAGCAAGAUAGAGUAUUAGAUUGAAUCCCGAUUCUCUGGAGUUCAUUACAACAAUUAGCUAUCACAAGUCCAUCUUCUGUUUAAAAAAUAUGGAUGCGUGUACACACAUAGUUCACACAGUUUUCUUCCUUCAAGGAAAAAAACAGUUCUGUAUUAGUGUCAUACACUUGUACUGUUUGCUCCGAAUUAUUGUUUCACGUGAAAGUUCUUUCUGCCUGGAUUUCUCCGUUUACAAGUGUGUCACACAGAAUUUCAUUUCUUAUAAGAGAUAAGGAAGUUUUUGAUAGUCGGAACAUGACUGGUCUUUUUGUCAGUCCCAAGUUGUUUCCCACUCCUUGGAAAAGUGUGAAUGCAUUAUCUGGACGAGCUAACAUCAGUUCUUUGUGCUUCAAGGGCGUGUAGGUAUCACAUGUAUAAGCAGGUGUAAUACAGGCUUACAGUUUAAAAAGCAUUGUGAGAUUUAAUAUUUGAGAGUACUGGAUAUAAACCCACUCACUCUCUUAAAAUGCAGUUAUGGUGGAAUAUUUAUGCAAAGCCUACAUCUGUAAACCAAGAAAAAUAAAUAUUUUUCCCCCACGAGAA